Carassius auratus (goldfish) is the source of this 4467-nucleotide messenger RNA. Its product is annotated as transcription factor Sox-1a-like. NCBI's taxonomy places the organism in Eukaryota, Metazoa, Chordata, Actinopteri, Cypriniformes, Cyprinidae. Gene Ontology annotation, cellular component: nucleus. Gene Ontology annotation, biological process: negative regulation of transcription by RNA polymerase II; positive regulation of transcription by RNA polymerase II; brain development. The transcript has 3 exons. Bases 1172 to 2179 code for a protein of 335 amino acids. Gene Ontology annotation, molecular function: RNA polymerase II cis-regulatory region sequence-specific DNA binding; DNA-binding transcription activator activity, RNA polymerase II-specific. The record is from RefSeq and is a predicted model, not a curated record.
UCCUUAAAUCCUGACGAAUCGCAUGUUAACGGAGAGUGAGAACGACCGGGUUAAUUAAAGUUAUUGAGCGUAAUGCUCUUCAGAGCCGGGCAGCAGGGGCGAUGGGGCAGACUUUUGUGCUGAUGUCGGAGUGAAGGCUGCAGAGCGUUUUUCGGUGAUGCUGCCGCCGGGUCCGUUCUUCAAGUUCGUUUCCAAGGAGGAGAGACGCCUCGCGCCAGGGCUCCGCCCCCUUCUCCUGAAUGCGCGAGCAGCUGCUUUCAAAUCCAACUGCUCAAUUCCAUUCAUCCUCGAGAGGGAACAAAAAAGUGGCUAUUUAUUAGAAUACUUGUUUUGUAUUGUUCCGCGUCACACAAAAGAGGCUUUAUUAUUGUGUAGUGAGUGGUGGGACUGGGAGCAGUCAUACGACUGGCCUUGGCACACUAAGUGUAGGUUUUAGCAAGGAUGGCGGUCUGGCGAGUGGCUUUGGCUGGGUUAGGACAGCGAUAGAACCGUUUUAUACUCACAGACAUUCAGCAUGCAGUGGACUGUAUAUCAACAUAGCUGACAAAGUUGACUACCCUUUACACACAAAGAUUUGGCAAGACGUCACGAGGGGAGCAUUGGAGCUAUUACAGUUAUUAUAAAGAAUUAGAUCGUAUCUUGUAAUGUCAUCUAAAUGGAUAAAAUCUACCAUUUGUCCUCUUGUUCAUUUAUUGCAUCCAUUGAAGAGGCUCAAACUGCCACCUCAGUAUUUACUUUACUUUAGAGGGGGCGGUGUUGACCCUCCGUGCACCCCGCCUACUAGUUUUUUCCUCGUUGUCGACGUCACUCGACCAAACUCCAUGCAAAUUGCUCCUCACUGGAACGCCAUUGGCUACUCGCUCAUUUUAAUCGCUGUCAAAACGCAUCAUAUGGCCGCCGCUUUAACAAACUCUUCAACUCCACUAGGAAAAGUAACUCAAAUGCACGUUCAAUUAAUGUGGAUGUGAAACGGCAGUCGGACACGACACUAAACAGGCUACAGGAGCAAAAAGAGACCCCGAGACAAACUGCGAACGGUUGGGAAUAAACUGUAUUCCACAUUUCACCGGAGCUCCACUGGCUUGUGAGGCACCUGCUUCAAGUGCGGACUACAGAGCGCCGAAAGUUUCAUGCUUUUUCUCUGCUAGCGGAGAACUUCUAAGCCACUUGAAUGUAUAGCAUGAUGAUGGAAACGGACCUUCAUUCCCCGGGACCACAAACCAACACGAAUCCGGGGCAAACGGGUCCAAACUCGGGGAGCAAAGCCAACCAAGACCGCGUAAAGAGACCCAUGAACGCUUUUAUGGUCUGGUCCCGGGGCCAGCGGCGAAAAAUGGCUCAGGAGAACCCCAAAAUGCACAACUCUGAAAUUAGCAAAAGACUCGGUGCUGAGUGGAAGGUGAUGUCAGAGGCUGAAAAGCGGCCCUUUAUUGAUGAAGCGAAGCGGUUGCGCGCCAUGCACAUGAAGGAGCAUCCGGAUUACAAAUACAGACCGAGGCGCAAAACCAAGACCCUGCUUAAAAAGGACAAAUACUCGUUGGCUGGCGGCUUGCUCGGCGGCGCGGGAGGCGGAGUCGGGAUGAGUCCUGCAGGGGUCGGCCAGAGGUUGGAGAGUCCUGGGGGUCACGGAGGCUCGGCCGGUGGCUACGCUCACAUGAACGGCUGGGCAAACGGCGCUUACUCCGGCCAGGUGGCCGCCGCGGCAGCAGCGGCUGCGAUGAUGCAGGAGGCGCAGCUCGCUUACAGCCAGCACCCAGGCAGUGGGUCUCACCAUCACCACGCUCAUCACCAUCACCCGCACAACCCUCAGCCCAUGCACCGCUACGAUAUGAGUGCCCUCCAGUACAGCCCCAUCUCGAACUCCCAGAGCUACAUGAGCGCUUCUCCAUCCGGCUAUGGUGGGAUAUCAUACACGCAGCAUCAAAACUCCAGCGUCGCUUCUUCUGCCGCCAUCGGUACGCUGAGCUCGCUCGUCAAGUCCGAACCCAAUAUAAGCCCUCCGGUCAGCACACACUCCCGAGGCCCCUGCACCGGAGACUUGAGAGAAAUGAUUAGCAUGUAUUUACCAACCGGCGAGUCCGGAGAUCCGUCUGUGCAGAGCAGACUGCAUGCCUUACCGCAGCACUAUCAGAGCACAACUGCCGGAGUAAACGGAACUGUCCCACUGACGCAUAUUUGAAAGAGCUGAUGGAAAGUGAUGGGUAACGCGCAUUCAGAAACACUCCACCAAAAAUAUUUACCUCUUUUUUUCUUUUCUUUUUUAGAUUGUCAUUGAACUAAUUUUGUACAGAAUGUUUUAUGAUGUUCAUAUUAAAGGUAAAUUAAAGGUAAAUAUUGUUUCGAUUGCAGUUCGAAUAGAAACUGGGAUCUUAUCAAAUGUAUCACUUUCAGUGAAACAUUGUUUAAAUAUGACGUCUUUAAAAGUGAUUCUGACAGCGUUUCUGGCCACGCCAAGAAAUAUGCGACAUACUGUUAUUCUUUAAAUAUUUAAGUUUCUGUGCAAAUUGACUUUUGAGAUGAUAAUAACAAAAGUCUAGCGUGAAUAACUCAAUGAAGUGUUUUGAAAGCCCAUAAAGAGUUUCCUGCUUAUUACAUUUACCAAAACGUUUGUACACGUGAAUUAAUGUACCAGAUUUAUGUUGUAAUAUUUCUUGUAAAUUGUGAAUAAGUUUUAAUAUUUCAAAAGACUGGCACGUCACUGCUGCUGUACAUAAUUUAUGACAUGCAUUCCUGCCAGUUCAAAUCUUAACCUUGCGUUGAUUCAUGGUCUAAAUAAAAUUGGAGAAAAACGUACUCUGCUCCAAAUGGAUGUUAGUUUUGUUACCUAAUUCAUCAUACUUUGCAAUUUUAUAUGUGUUUGAUUUACCCCACUAUCUAGUGGAAACUUUCUAUUCGUUGAUUGAGGACAAAAUAUCAGUCGGAAGAUAUUACUAAUGGUUUAUUUUGCUUUAAGAUCUUUGUUUUUUUCUGUGCAUUUUACAAGCUUCAAUGUGCUGUUAAAGUAUCAAAACAGGGAAAAUGUAUUUCUAAAUGGGUCACACUCGAUCUUACGCGUCAGGAACGUUAAUCAUUUUUUUCAAUUAAUAUGUAUUAAGGACAUAAAUUAUACAGGCAUGUAGACCUUUUAAUGUUUUUAAAUGUACGUUUUAAAAAUGUGCUUCAAAAUGUGUGAAUUUUUUUAUGUCCUACUUUUGUUUUUAGUUCAAACGCAGUUGCAUUUUAUAAUCAGCCGUCUGCUUAGGUAAAUUAAUAAUAUAGAAAUAAUAAUUCAAAACACAUAAAGAGAGUUUAAAAACAAGAGAAUACUAUUAGGCUAGUUAUUAUUGUUACAAUAAAAUAGGAUAUCGUACCUGAAUAUUGUUAAACCCCUGGUAAAAUUUCAGUGUUUUGUUACUAAAGAUAAAAUACUUCAAAUCUGUUUAUUCAGAAUUUGAAUUGCUUGUUUACUUAAAUAAGGAUGUAACACUGUACUCAGUUCAUCAUUGCUUCUUCCAUUGUAGACCUUGAUUGCUACCCAAGGUGUAUAAUUCGGAGUACUUGAAGCAUGAAAACAAACUAUCAUUAUAUGUGUAUAAUUUAGGCAAGGGCUUGACAAUUUGCUUCACCUUUCGUUCAAUGAAUUUGGAUUAACUGUGUAAUUUCGUCUAUCACAAAAAUAUUUACAAUUCAGUUCAGUAAAGUUUUUUUUUAACUAGAUUUUUUUUCUCUACAGCAAAUCUGUUUUCUUUUUUAAACAUAAGAGCCAUGAUUUGGCAAGUAAUGAAUCAGGUGUGUAUGGCUAUAUUUUGUGUAAAUAAUAUUGGAGAAAAGUAGCCUAAUUCACGCGUGUUUAAAAACUUUUUUUUUUAUUAUUACUUGAGAUGUUUCAUCAAAAUUUCAUGUUAUAAAGAGCCAACUCUAAUUCUUUUAAAAGUUGAUUUCAUACAAUGUAUGUUUGAGUAGGCCCACCGGAUAAUCAAAACGACAUAUUUCUGUAGUGCUGCAUUGACACCGUCUGUAGUCACUGAUUAUAUAAAAAGUGGAAUCGUGUUUAUUUUGUGUUAUUUACUAAUGUGUUCGUUAUUUAUUCUUGAUUCCCUACACAUGAAGAAUUAAAUCGUUAAGCUCUCAGUGGUUGAACACAAUGUGAUUUGAAGCAGAGACAGUUACCGGGAUCAGCCAGCAGAGACGCUGACCUCUCCUCUGGGACAGAGAGUCAAAGGUUAUUACAAUUACCUGCUGUCUCCCUGGGGCUAGUUUUGCAACAAGUGUCAGAAGUGCAAAGCCGCAACACACUACUGCACCAGACAUUCUUUUUCUUUUUUGGAUGCGCAUGUGAGGCCUUCAAGUCUGCAAUUGCCACUUCACACACUUGAAAUAAAUAUGAAGCAGAACAGGACGAGGAGUGUUAUAACUGUAAUAUAGCCUUGUGUAGGCUACAUCACAAACCGAACGAUCUUGGUGCAGCAUGACCUUAAAUGACUUAAA